This is a messenger RNA of Tetranychus urticae (two-spotted spider mite), 1306 nucleotides long. RefSeq lists its product as uncharacterized. NCBI's taxonomy places the organism in Eukaryota, Metazoa, Arthropoda, Arachnida, Trombidiformes, Tetranychidae. The record is from RefSeq and is a predicted model, not a curated record.
AGAUGAAAUCCCACGCUCAGUGAAGGAGUAUAAACCAACUUUAGAUUUACAAUGAAAAUAUCAAUUUUUGCUAAAAAUUUCCACACUUACAGUUCGAUCGAGUUUGACUCUUAUCCCGAAGGUUGUAUUCACCAUUCAAUGUCCUUGCUAACUUGAAAUGGAUUGUUAUAACAUUACUCUAAAAUAACGAAUGAGUAUGAAAUUAAAAUAUCAAGCAAAGAUGCAGACAAUUGAAAGGAUUUUAAGAGAGAUUACGAAUAUUAAACGAGAGAGGAUUUGAAAGCCCGCUGGAACCGAUAUUGUUACGAGACACUGAUUACAGUCCACAAAAUGGUGCUAAAAACUGAUGAGAAUGGCGAUGAGUAUUUCAAUUAUUAUGAUAUUAGUGAAGUACAAGAUGAUACCCUGAAAUUUUUGUCUGAUUUCGUCGACAACUUUCUCCAUACAAUCGUACUUCAAUGUCUAAUCAUUGGUCUAGUAUUUUUCAUCUUUCUUGUGCUUUUAUGGAUUUUUUCACAUGAUGUUUGUAUCCCUUGUGUGGCCUGUUUUAACUCUAAAGGCGCUUGGCUUUACAACAUUAUUUUGUGUUUAACUUGUGGUUUGUUACGUAAACCAGCAUUCAGAAUUGUGGAAAGAUAUUGUAAACGAGAUGGAAUAUUCUUGCAAUAUAAUGAUUACAAAGAGAAGAUCAGACAAUUUGAUGAAAUGGCCAAGCUAGUGGAUGAAGGCGAUAAAGGUCUAAUUGACAAAGUAUUGCAGAGCUACAAGUUCAAGUAUGAUCCAUACCGAAUUGUAACAGAAAGGGAAACUAGAAUUAAAAUCAAAGAAGAAGAGAAAAUGAAAGCCAAAGAGAAAGAGAAAGAAAAAGAAAAAGAGAAAGUAAAAGAGAAAACGAAAGAGAAAGAAAAAAAUACCGGAAUCUUGGCUGGAAUCGUAACCAAAGUGAAAACAACGCUGGCUUCGAAAUUUCGGGGAAAAGUUACUAAACGAGUAAAGAAAAAAAGAGUUAAGAAAAAGUAAAUUCUGAUUCUUCAGUUAGUGGACUCUUCAUCCUUAUCCAUUGAAAAAAAUUCAAUGCAAUUUGUUUUUGGUCAUCUUUGGGUUUCAUUUGAGAUUAAGAUAUGAAAUAUGAUAAAGAUUGGUCCUUAUUGAUGGUUAAGUCUGUCAAUGUUCAUCAGCAGUUUUACUUUUCGAUAAAAAUUAUGCCACCGAACGAUAUUCCAAAAAAUUUCUAUCAUUUCUCUGCUCUUUGUUGUAUACAGAUUUUAUUUUGAAAGCACAUUGUAUCAUGUUUUGACACAACAAA